AUGAUUAUCGAUACAAAUAUUGUCGCCCGCAAAAUUGAAUAUAAAGAUCCAGUAGAAGAAGAAUGGGAGAAGUUUCAGAAAGAAAUUAAAGAAGAAACUACAACCUCUGCGGAAAUAAUAGCUGGUGAACAAGAAGAAGCAACUGCCGAGCGACAGAUAGACGAAAUAGAUGAACAAAUUCGUAAUUGGUCCAGGGUGUUGGACCUCGAAUUAAAAAAAGAAGAAACGAAAAAGAAAAUUCAAGAUAUUGAAAUGUUAGACGAUAAUAGCGAAAACGAUUCUGAUAAUGAAACUGAUAUAGAUGAAUUUUUGGACUGGCGAGCGAAGAAAUCAUAUGUUUAA
Danaus chrysippus (African queen) is the source of this 342-nucleotide messenger RNA. NCBI's taxonomy places the organism in Eukaryota, Metazoa, Arthropoda, Insecta, Lepidoptera, Nymphalidae. The record is from the annotation of a GenBank genome assembly.